CGUGAGAGAAGCGACGGCGCAUCGCGGUGCGGCGCAGCUCCGGCUCCCCUUUCCCCCUGGCCGGGCGAGAGGUGUCUAUGGGGCACCCGCUGCCGCCGCCACCGCUACCGCCGCCGCCACUGCCGCCGGGUGCUGUCUCUAUGGCGAGGAGGAGGAGGUGGAGCGCGAGCUCAGCGACGCAAGUACAUAAAUAAAGGAUAAAGUAUUUUAUGAAACAAAUCUUCAAUCAAGUGUAACAUUUUGAUGCUUGGCAUCUAGACUCUUGUGCCCUCACUAUGCCAGCAGCAACUGUAGAUAAUAGCCAAAGAAUUUGUGAAGUUUGGGCUUGCAACCUGGAUGAAGAGAUGAAGAAAAUUCGUCAAGUUAUCCGGAAGUAUAAUUACGUUGCUAUGGACACCGAGUUUCCAGGUGUGGUUGCAAGACCUAUUGGUGAAUUCAGGAGCAAUGCUGACUAUCAGUACCAACUGCUGCGGUGUAACGUAGACUUGCUAAAGAUAAUUCAGCUAGGACUGACCUUUAUGAAUGAGCAAGGAGAAUACCCGCCAGGAACUUCAACUUGGCAGUUUAAUUUUAAAUUUAAUUUGACGGAGGACAUGUAUGCCCAGGACUCAAUAGAGCUGCUAACAACAUCUGGUAUCCAAUUUAAAAAACAUGAAGAGGAAGGAAUUGAGACCCAGUACUUUGCAGAACUUCUAAUGACUUCCGGAGUGGUCCUUUGUGAAGGGGUCAAAUGGCUAUCAUUUCAUAGCGGUUAUGACUUUGGCUAUUUAAUAAAAAUCCUGACAAACUCUAAUUUGCCUGAAGAAGAACUUGACUUCUUUGAGAUCCUUCGGUUGUUUUUUCCUGUCAUUUAUGACGUGAAGUACCUCAUGAAGAGCUGCAAAAAUCUCAAGGGUGGAUUGCAAGAAGUUGCUGAACAGUUAGAGCUGGAACGGAUAGGACCACAGCAUCAGGCAGGAUCUGAUUCAUUGCUCACAGGAAUGGCCUUUUUCAAAAUGAGAGAAAUGUUCUUUGAAGAUCAUAUUGAUGAUGCCAAAUAUUGUGGUCAUUUGUAUGGCCUUGGUUCUGGUUCAUCCUAUGUACAGAACGGCACAGGGAAUGCAUAUGAAGAGGAAGCCAACAAGCAGUCAUGACAAGAAAUAGUCCUUUUAUUUUAUUUGAGCUACACACAUGCUUGUAUAUAGGUUUUAAUCUCUGGUUGAAUCCCCUGAACAAUAGAAGACACUUUACCCCCUUUCAUAGCCCAUUUUAUUUCCUGUCUUUCAGUACUAAAUAUGACCAUUCCUAAGAUCUCAAUAAAUAGAAAUGCAUUCAGGUUAAAUUUGGCCUUAAUUUAAUACACUUGCUAGCAAGCGUGUGACAGUGUGGGGAAAGCUACAUUAUACUGAAUAUUUUGAUAAACUUUACCAACUUACGAUUUGUUUUUCCCUUUUCCUGAAUUAACUAGCACUGACUGUAAUUUAUUUCCCUGUUUCAUAUCUCCCCUCCGUUCUACAGGAGUUUUAGCUAUUUGAGAUUGUGGACCAUCAAUUUUGCACUUUAGAGAGUGAUUCUGACCCAAAUCCUGUGUUUCAUCAGAAAUUUUGGUUUUUCUUGCUCUUAGGUGGGAAUAUGACCAUCUGCCAAUUUAUACAAUAUUUACUUGUUUUUGCACCACAAAGUACACCACUUUUUUUGUGCAAAUUGAUUAAGCAAGACUAACAAAAAAGACAAGGAAACACUGAGGAGCUUAAUAACUGCUGUUUCUUCUGUAUGUAGUGUUUAAUCUUCCAAGCACAUCUGCUGUCUGUCAGUUUCUAAUUGGCUUAUGUAGGCUGCUCUGUGACUGAAGAAUUUUCAAACCAGCUUUACACCCUUCAGGAAAAAUCCCUUGUGAUUGGACAUUUAGUAUUUUCCGGGAAACUGGAUUUCAACAUUGAAGAUGCAGUUUGCUUUAUGAUAGCACAUUUCCCUUGAUCUGUUUAUUAUUACAUCACUGUUUACUCUUAGUUUUUAUUUAUAACCAUACUUAUAGUAUCCUUGAUUUGUAGUUACACAAAUCAAUUUCAUUUAAAGUCCAAAGAAACAAGUCUUUAGGUAUAUUUUAUAUCAAAAAGAAAAAAUUGUGCUUUCAUAGUUCCUACAAAGUUAAAUAAUGGAAAAAUUUGGUGCAAAACAAAACACAAAUAUAUAUAUAUAUACAUAAAUGUAUAACUAAUAAAACUACCUGAGGAGUGUAAUGCUUGUUUAUUUUUUUGUGUAUAUCUUUGCAAUCUAUUUUAUAUAUUUUGACAAAAGGAGACUGUGAAAUAUUUAGCCAUGCAGAAUGUGUGACCAGACCGGAGCAUGUGCAGGAAGACUUUUUGGUAAUCAUUAACUCUACCUUGAGAUGAUGGACUCCAAGUUAUAAUGUGUGCCAUCCGCACUUCAGUCAGUAACAUUAGCGAAUCUCCAAAUGUUAGCCACAGCGGUUCUCCCCUGUACGGUCUUUAUCCUGAUACUAUAAUACUGUAACUGGGUGGUCCUUUUUAAACAAAACGUGAUUUGCAAAAUAGAGGGUAUUAUUUGUUUUUAAAGCUUUUGUAAAUAAAGGCUUCAGAAAUGUUUUCUUACA
Ochotona curzoniae (black-lipped pika) is the source of this 2593-nucleotide messenger RNA. It is a transcript of the gene CNOT7, whose product is annotated as CCR4-NOT transcription complex subunit 7. Gene Ontology annotation, molecular function: poly(A)-specific ribonuclease activity; nucleic acid binding. The coding region runs from base 276 to 1133 and encodes 285 amino acids. The transcript is spliced from 7 exons. Gene Ontology annotation, cellular component: CCR4-NOT complex; CCR4-NOT core complex; P-body. The record is from RefSeq and is a predicted model, not a curated record. Lineage: Eukaryota; Metazoa; Chordata; Mammalia; Lagomorpha; Ochotonidae.